AUGUCGGACGUGUUUGCAAAAUGUUUGUAUUUAGUGUUUGUUUUUGGAAAUGAGCAUUUAUCUAAAUAUGAGAACACUGUACGUGCAUUAACACGCCCUGGGCAGAUUAGGUGUCGUGGUUCUGUUGCUGUGGUUCUGAACCGACCGUCAGCUGUUUUCCCCACAGGUGUCGCGCCACCUGUGGGGAAAACAGGAAACGGCCGCGCUGCGCUGAGCGGCGGCCAGGCCAUCGAGCUGCUGGCGCAGGACGGCGACAGGAAGAGGUUCCGCUUCAGGACGCCGAUGGGACAAACGCCCGACUGCUGCUUCUCCUUCGCCGGGCUGCGGAACCAGGUCACCUUGCUGAUCCAGAAGCAGGAAGUCGAGGAAGGCGUAGAGGAAGGAACGGUGCUGUCGUGUGUGAACGACAUCGACGCAGCCACGCAGCACACCGUGGCCUCACACCUGGCGAAGAGGACGCACCGGGCCGUCCUGUUCUGCAGAGCCAACCGACUGCUGCCGUCACAAAACCCGAUGGUGGUGAGAAACCGUCCACUGGAUCCGAUUGUUUCUAUUUCAUCACAUUCAGUUCAGUUAGCCGCCAACCAGAGCAUCAAGAUCAUCAAAAGUUUCUGAGGAAACCAGCUGGGCUUCCAGUCUUUGACACGCAGCGAUCACUCCUCCUGACCAGCAGGGGGCGACAGCAGAGAGAGAAACUUCCCUUUAACAGGAAGAAACCUCCAGCAGAACCAGAACCACCACCGGCUCAGACUUUGUAUUUUCUAGUUGUCAUGGUAACUCAAAGCGGGAGGGGGGGGGGGGGGAGAAGAGAGCCGUAUUUGCGCAUGCGGUUGUGACGUCAGCGCAGCAGGUGCAAAGAGCCCAUUGGUAUAUUGAUCUUGUAGCCAGAGAAACUGUAAUCUGUUUUGGAUUCUUUAAAGUGGACUGCAAACAUUUGUUUUUGUUUUAUAUUGGCAAUAAAAAUAAAGGUUUUAGGAGCAGA
This is a messenger RNA of Xiphophorus maculatus (southern platyfish), 982 nucleotides long. Its product is annotated as probable tRNA N6-adenosine threonylcarbamoyltransferase, mitochondrial. The transcript has 3 exons. NCBI's taxonomy places the organism in Eukaryota, Metazoa, Chordata, Actinopteri, Cyprinodontiformes, Poeciliidae. The record is from RefSeq and is a predicted model, not a curated record. Bases 1 to 615 code for a protein of 204 amino acids. Gene Ontology annotation, cellular component: mitochondrion.